AUGCUGUAUAUUUCAUGCACUGCGAUACUGAAUACGAGAUCUUGGUUCCGAAAUGUCCAAACUGCUCACUCCCCGAAUACAAGAGUUCUAUCCGCCCUCGAAGAUCUGCCGAAUUACUUCGAUAACGACCUUAAUGACGGAGCCACGUUCAUUUGUUUCAUGAAACUGCCGCUCGAUAUUAGGGUUAUGAUUUGGCAAGCAUCUUUACCUGGGCCACGGGUUGUGCUUCUUCGCCCGACCUGGAUUGUGAGAUGGAAAAGUUCAACGCGUUGGGGGACGCAUGAAGUUAUACACGUCCCAGACUGUAUUUUUGAAUCAUCGAGCCCUAUCACAACCUUGUAUGUCUGUCGUGAGUCAUUCAAUAUUGCGUCUACGAGAUAUACCCAGACUUUCGCUUCGCCUGAGUCACCCUUCAAAACUUCAACUUCGACGUCGACACCUUGUAUAUUGGUCAUCGCGAAACUUUUCAUCAUGGGCGACCUGGCUGCCACAGAAAGCCUUGACAUACUUACACUCGUCACUCGCCGAUACCCACAUAAUGCACAUGCCUAUACACCUGAUAGAUAUGGCGAUCUCUCAUUCAUUGAUCUUCAAGAUCUCGACGUUUCUCUAAAUUUCUAUAAAAGUCCAUACGAACCAAAGCUUGAGGAGUCUUUUCAAUCCACACAACAAGAAUAUGCUGAGCAGCUUCAAGGCUUAGCAUCGAUCAAAUUUGAUGUUUUAGAGGAAUUUUGUACUGUGAAGUGUGGAGAACCAGAGUACGAGAUGCCGAUCAUCAGAAACAUGAGCGUUACAACUACGUCAACGAAAGCAAAGCUUGGACGAGCCAAAGCAGCAUUCAGAGUGAAGAAGGCUGAGUAUAUGAAGAGUAGAAAAUUGCUUGCGACAUAA
Molecule: messenger RNA, 891 nt
Organism: Botrytis fragariae
Lineage: Eukaryota; Fungi; Ascomycota; Leotiomycetes; Helotiales; Sclerotiniaceae
Exons: 2
Coding region: 1-891 (296 amino acids)
Source: RefSeq, a predicted model, not a curated record